Molecule: messenger RNA, 1286 nt
Organism: Nothoprocta perdicaria
Lineage: Eukaryota; Metazoa; Chordata; Aves; Tinamiformes; Tinamidae
Gene: SDF2L1
Product: stromal cell derived factor 2 like 1
Exons: 3
Coding region: 1-585 (194 amino acids)
Source: RefSeq, a predicted model, not a curated record
AUGGCGGGGAGGGGGAGCAGGAGGCUGCGAAAUGGCGGGGGGACCCCCGAGUUCUCCAUGUCGCUGGUGUGGGGCCAGCGGCAGCCGGGCCGGGCUGGGGGUGCCCUGGGAAGUGGGCAGCAGUCAGUGACAGGAGUUGAAGCUUCAGAUGAUGCCAACAGCUACUGGCGGAUUCGUGGGAAGAGCGAUGGCAGCUGCCAGCGAGGAGCACCGGUGAAAUGUGGGCAAGCGAUACGGCUCACGCACGUUAGCACGGGGAAGAACCUGCACACGCAUCACUUCCCAUCACCGCUCUCCAAUAACCAAGAAGUAAGUGCCUUUGGUGAUGAUGGUGAAGGAGAUGACCUGGAUAUAUGGAUUGUACAGUGCAGUGGGACACACUGGGAGCGGGAUGAUGCUGUGCGCUUCAAACACGUGGGGACUGAUGUGUUCCUUUCAAUAACUGGGGAACAAUAUGGGCACCCAAUUAGAGGCCAACGGGAAGUUCAUGGCAUGACUACUGCUAAUCACCACAACUACUGGAAAGCCAUGGAAGGAGUUUUCAUCAAACCCAGUAUGGACCCUGCAAAACAUGAUGAGCUCUGAAUUGGUCAGAGGAUCCAAAAUGCUUCUGUUUACUCCAGUGUUGGGAGAUGCGAAUCCUUGGUCUCUUUUAAGUCCUGCCUUGCCUAAGUGACUGACUUUCUGUAUUACUGAAGGGCAUUAGUUUGUUCUAGGAAUGCAGCACUUCUGUGAGGAAUGGCAUCUGCCAGGAUUAGACCCUGAAAGUUGGCAAAAUCCUCCCUGAAUUUUGACUUUACUUGUUGAAAAUAGUUCACAUGUCUGUUAGUUUUCACUGUAAUUUGUUUUACUUGUCACUUUCUCUCAAAUUCAAAGGAAACGGAAAAAUUGAAGUAAUGGAUUUCUGUAGUCCCAAGUACAAUAAAAACUUGUAUUUUGUAUUUCUUUCUGUUAUAAUUAAAUAUUGGAAAACUUACAUUGCUUCUUAGAGAGCAAUAUUAAUGAAGAGAUGGAGUAAACCUAGAAAGGAGGUUUUUUUUCCUCAAGUAUGGUGUCUUUUGAAUGAUUUUGAGGUGGUGGUUCGGCCUUCCUGAAAAGCAUUUAUGGUCAUUUGAAAAUCACUUCCAGUGUCUUUUUUUUUAAUGAGUUUCAAUGUGUACUAUAUUGGAGAGUUACAAAUAUGUAUGUUGGAGUAAGAACUUUGUUUUCACAUUCUUUUAACCUCAUUUUCACCAAGAAGUUCAGAUUCUUGCAUUUAUACCAUGGCAUUUCUGCUAAUUAUCCAG